Boleophthalmus pectinirostris (great blue-spotted mudskipper) is the source of this 744-nucleotide messenger RNA. Its product is annotated as histamine N-methyltransferase-like. Lineage: Eukaryota; Metazoa; Chordata; Actinopteri; Gobiiformes; Gobiidae. The record is from RefSeq and is a predicted model, not a curated record. Bases 1 to 744 code for a protein of 247 amino acids. The transcript has 5 exons.
AUGGCUUCUCCUUUCAAGUCCCUUGUUCAUGAUGAUGAAUGUUAUGACAAGUCCUUCGCUGUGUUUAAGAUGCAUAUAGAUGCACAUCAGUACAAAAAAGACUUCAUCUGCAAGACUCUGCCUGACCAUCUGGCCAGCAUUGGGGACGGGAAAUCGAUAAAGAUCAUUGGACUUGGGACUGGAGAAGGUGAUUAUGACAUAGAGAUGCUCUCCCAUAUGCGUCUGAAGCACCCAGGGGUGCUGCUGGAUAACGAGGUGGUGGAGCCAAGUGCACUUCGGAUUUACAAAUAUAAAGAGAGGGCGGCUCAGAUGUCCCACUUGGACCCAGUCAACUUCACCUGGCACCAGAUGACGGCCUCCAAGUUUGAGGAGCAGUGGAGACAGAGAAAUAUCACCAAGAAGGUCGACUUCAUCCACAUGCUCCAUGUAUGGACUCGUACUUGGUUUCCACAACGGAACACAGCAGAUAUAAAGCAGCUGCUGGACGAAGCUGGAGUCCCGUACCAGAGUUAUAAGGUGCCGGCUAUGCUGGACAUCACCGACUGUUUCACUGAAGGACAUGAAACUGGAGAGCUGAUUCUAAACUUCAUCACAGAGAUGGUUAACUUUAGAAAGACAGCCCCACAUGAGCUCAGAGAGGGGGUACUGAGGAUGCUGCAAGACCCUCAGUGCAGUAUGGAGAAAAAUGGAAGAAUUCUGUUAAAUACUUGUGAAGAGUUCAUUAUCGUGGAAGCAACCGAUUAA